CUGCUCAGUGUGCGGGAAACGACGUUGUAGCUCAGUUGUGUGUGUGAUAUAUACGCUCAGUCAAAAGGCCUUCCCGAGCUCCGGUUGUGUGGAAGGGCUAGGCGAUCGGUUCAGUUCACGCGAAGCACAAAAAGAGGUAUAAGUUGUGGCAUCUAGUUCAUUCACACGAGCGUAACGUCGUGUGGUGGCCAUGCGUCGACGCUUUGUACUCGUAUGAAGUAUGAUUGUAUCAUGCGUGUGACACAACGUCCGUCGCGCGCGUCGCGGCCGACCACCAGCCGCUGCCAUUCAGUGUGCCAAGAUACGAUUUCAUCGGCACUCUCACUUUGCCAGUAGUCGCACGUGCUCCAUCGCACGCAGCGAGACUGCAAGGCAUUAUUCUAACGAAGUUAUUCUACAAAUAAAGACACUGACACUGGCUGUUAACGGAUUCGGAAUUCAAAACGAAGUUUUUGACGUUACGUUUGAAAGGUGUGAUUGUAAAUAAACAGUGUGUUGCGAAAGUAACAAGUUUUUUGUGAUAAAUUGAUUGAAAAUGACGUCGCGAUCCAAGGAGAAGGUGGCUGCAGCGUUUCGGAAGCUGUUCCAGUCGCCUGAGAAACUGGAUAAAGAUGGAGCUGGGCCGAGUGGCUCACCAGCGAGACGCGGCUUGUUCCGUCGACACAGAGACGGCGUGAGCCCCGCAGAAGCAGCAGUGAGUCUGCCCGCCAGUCCCGCCGCCUCCGCGCUCGCGUCCAAGAAAGCAGUCGGCGCGAAUGACGUGCGCAUGAGACGACUCAUGAAGGAGCUGAAGGAAAUACAGCGGUUGCAAGAGCACAGACCAAAUCCUGUAUUUACAGUAGACCUAGUGAAUGACAACUUGUUUGAGUGGCACGUGCGCUUGCACCAGAUCGACCCAGAGAGUGAGCUGGCCGCUGACCUGCGCGAGCUAUCCAUCCCCAACAUCCUGCUGCACCUCGUGUUCCCGGAGAACUUUCCCUUUGCGCCGCCCUUCAUGAGGGUCAUCGAACCACGGAUAGAGAAGGGAUUUGUUAUGGAAGGUGGCGCAAUAUGCAUGGAGCUGCUGACGCCGCGCGGCUGGGCGUCCGCGUACACCGUGGAGGCGGUGGUGAUGCAGUUCGCGGCGUCCGUGGUGAAGGGGCAGGGACGCGUGGCGCGCGUGCCGCCGCGCUCCUCGCGCGAGUUCUCCCGCCGCCGCGCCGAGGAGGCGUUCCGCUCGCUCGUCAAGACGCACGACAAGUACGGCUGGGUGACGCCCGCGCUGUCUGACGGUUGAACUAAGAUUGUAGUCAACCCUAAUGCUGAUUGGAUCUCUCGUAGUUAAUAAAUUCAAUUUUAUUGUAAUAAUUUUAGUUGUAAUUAGACAAAACCUACCUAUAAACCCUUCUACGUAAUUUAAUAACCUUUGUCUCCGAUUACCUACAGUGAAAUGUUAAAUAACGUCUAUUAUAUUUGUUAUGUACCUCAUUAGUGUAGUGAAAUUGUCGUGGAAUUGAUGCAAUUAACUAAGAAUAUUCACUAGUUGACAUAGUUUCACAUGAAACUAUGUCAAUGAAGGAGAAUAGAGGGCGCCACAACGCCAUACGCCUGUGAUUGCCAUUGGUAUUAUAUGGUUAUAUACGCUAUAUUGCUAUAUAGACACUACACACAAUACACACUGUGAAAAUGUGUAAUGUCAGCCACAUACGGUCAAGUAUAUAGUUGAAAUAUGGUUAUGGGUAUGGUAUCAAUAUCUUUUUCACUGCCGCAGAGUUCAUGAUAAACUUGAUUGUAAGUGACUGCCACGGCCAAUGAGCCAAGUAAAAACAAUUUAUAUUAUACCAUGAGUAUAUAGUAUAUUUUAUGCCGCGCUAUAGCUAUCACAACUAUUAUGAGUCAAUUGCAACUGUAUAUAUAUCUACGACAUGCUAUGAAGACCGUUAUUUUCGCAAGUCUACGCCCAUUCUCAAAUGCACAUUAUUAAAUGAAAUGCACAAGAACGAUUUUUCUUGCUUGACGUGUGGCGAAAUCCCUACCUACAAAUAAUAAUUUUGCACCACUUUACAUUACUAUCGACAAUGUGGUAAAAAUAUUGAAAUUCCUGUUUUGGACAUAAACAUUAAUUUUUAAAACUGUCCAUGGACCUCACCAAAAUCAAAUCAGAACAGUCUUCAUAGCGUGUCAAUUAAAACGCUAUACCUACAGAAAUCCUUUGUUUCACUCAAAUGAUGUAGACGCUUUUUUAAAAAGGAUUAUUGCUAUAUUUCUUAAUAUGACUAAUAAUCCUUUUCCACUCCAAUUGGUCUUAAAGACUGAGAGUGUGUGUACCACAAUAGUCCAAUGGGAUAGAAUCCAUGAUUGGGUCUUUUACAUAAUUUCAUCCUUUGUUUCAACCGUACCAUAUUGUGACUAAAAACCAUUGACCUUUUAUAAUAAAAGGACGCACGAUCAUGUAGAAAACGUCACUUAAAACUGGCCAAUUUUGCUUUGGAAGUUAGAAUUAUGAGUAAAGAAAAUUAUACCUAAAGGCCUUUGAAUAUAGUUAAAUAUUCAAUAAAAUCCCAAAUUUAGAGCAAAUUCAACUUAAGGUUUGAGUUUAAGGUUGAAUUUGCAAAUGCGACUACUUGAAUUGAGUGCCAAGAAGUUGUGUUUGGCACUCAUUGAGUGGGGACAUUUUUUGGUCGCUGAUUGUGCAUCCACUUUUUAAUAGGAGAUCGAUGCUAAAAACUUAUAUUGUGUGCCAAAAGAAUACCUAUAGACGUAUUGUGCUCAAUAGUACCUAUUUCCUAUAUUAAGUCUUUACACUUUAUCUAUUCCUUUCUUUUGAUAACACUCUUGUCAAGUGCUUAACUCUAUUUUAAUAUAAUAUACUCCUCCACACACACACUUUAGAUGUACCUACCUAUUAAAAUACCUACUAUAACACAUUUUUCAAAAUUUUUAAAUAUUUUAAUUAUAAUGUGUCCGUCCCAAAGUCAUUUAAUAGUUUUUGAUAUGACAUUGUAUACUAACAAAAACUUUUAAAGACAUUUGAUGUACCUAAAUAAAUUAGUGUAGUUAUAUUCUCAGAUGGUUUCUUCAGUGAUAUUGUACUGGAUUUACGUCAGUCUUAGUAGUUGAUGAAACAACUAAACAACUAAGAUUUAUGUGGUUAAUAUUCGUCUGGGUUUACGACAGUCUGAGUAGUUGAUGAAACAACUGAAACUUAUGUGGAUGUAACAUUCUACUGAAUUUACGUCACUCACAGUGACAUAAACAUUCUACUGGCUUCAUGUCAGUCUCAGCAGUUGAUGGAACAACUAAACAACCGAGAAUUGUGAGUAUAACAUUCUACUGGGUUCAUGUCAGUCUCAGUAGUUGAUGAAAUAACUAACCAACUACGACUUUUGUGGAUGUAACGUUUAGUGGGUUUACGUCAGUUUCAGUUGUUGAUGAAACAACUGAGACUUUUAUGUGGGUAGUCUGUAAUGUAUUCAAUAAAAAAAUACACAAGAAUACCAGAUCAUCUUAGAUGUAGUCACCCUAUAACUUUCAAGCUAAAUCUUGAAAUUCUUUGAUUGCUGAUUUGAUUGAUUACAGGCUUUUCAUGUUAUUUUUAAAAUGUACUUUGUAAAUAGAUUCAUCUUUGAGAUGUAAAAAAACAAGUGACCUAUUAUAGGAAGUCUGUUGGCUUGAAUGUAGUGGUAAGUUGGCAGAAUAAGUGCAUUUAUGUGUAUAAACUGAAGAAGUGUUGUUUUGUUGAAUGUUCCUUCAUUUUUUAUACACCUUCGACAAAUUAUAUAGGGCCCUGCCUCUCUAGACGUUACACCUGUCCAAGAUCAACAAUCCAACACAUUAAAAAAAAACAAAUCAACGUUUCAUUGUUGUAAUAGUUGCAGAUUACUAAAUAUUAGUUAUAUCAAAUUUGCAACAAAAACAAUAUCUAAAAAGAAUUAAUUCUUCAGUCAGAACAGGCAAACCAUAGACCAAGUAAUCAAAUGUUCUGUGGAUCUAAUAGGGGAAAACACACCCCCUAAAAAAUUACAGACAAUUUUGUUGCUGAAUUUGGACGUGAUACAAGUUCAUAUGUAUUUGGUCUGAGUCACACACAACGCCUCAUUCCAUUACCUGUACACCUUACCACUAUCCAAAGUAGACAGACUGUGCAAAGACAUUAAAAUAACAUUAUUAAUAUUUUUUCAUGUAUUCUAAUAUCUCUAUUAUUUUAUUAAAGCCUCAAGAGUAGUUAUGCUCAAAUUAGUGAUUUGUGUACCUUUGAUGUUUAACUAUUUGUAUACAACAUGUGAAUGUGUCUGCUAACGCAACAUCUUAGUAUUGAUAGAUGUUAUAAAAAAAAUUGUAAAUUGAUGUUGUUGAUUUGUUCAGUGAACCAAAGAUGUUUAUUUUUUAUGGUAAAAUAAUUUAGUGCAAGAAUUGUAUAGCUGGAUUAUAUGUACAAUGUUAUGAGUGUAAUAAAUUACUUGCUCAAUUAUAACAAA
Molecule: messenger RNA, 4457 nt
Organism: Bicyclus anynana (squinting bush brown)
Lineage: Eukaryota; Metazoa; Arthropoda; Insecta; Lepidoptera; Nymphalidae
Product: ubiquitin-conjugating enzyme E2Q-like protein CG4502
Exons: 6
Coding region: 536-1276 (246 amino acids)
Source: RefSeq, a predicted model, not a curated record